ACCCCCAACCUGGAGGACCAGGAGGCUGAGUUUGUCUGGCCUCUAACCAUUGAGCAAUCUGGUAUGAGUGACUCUGAAGGUGCAAAAAUGCACCACCCAGUAUAGCUCAAUGAAUCACUGAGGCACACAAACCAUCGCACCACGGUAAGGUCCAGCCUCAUUGCGAUGGUUGAGGAAUGGUAGGGUACAGACGACUAUCGAACUGGAGAAUUUCUUGCAUAGUUAAUCAAGUUACAGUCAUAUUGACGACACUCACCCUGCUUUCUUAUACACCGCGUGGUUUCGUAAAUCGCAUCCUAAUUAAUACACGCAUGUGUGCUACCAAAUACGGAAAACCAUUCAAUUUACCCGAUUGGGGUCUUUCUGAUAUGUUACCAGUGACUUGCACUUUUGUUGCUUGUAAAGACAGCUUGAAAAGGUACCCUGCUUUUUUCCAGAUCCCAAUGUCUUCUGAUUUAUCCAGCGAUUUAGACGAACUGAGGGUUAUUCUUGCUGAAGUUACCAAGCAGCUGACUGACAAUCCUGAUGACGCUGGUUUGCAUGAGCUGGACACUUUGAGGAAUCAAUUGGUGGAAUUGAUCAACAUUAAGGAAGGACAAUUGUUGGAGGAAAAAAAGAUGCAGCUUCUUGAAUUGGUGGAUGCGGAAUUGCAGUCAGUAGUUGCAAACGAGCCAUCAGCCGACUCGGCAAAUGCCCACAAGGUCGAUGUUGCAGAAAUCACAGAUCGACUGAUAGGCCAAAGAUGUAGUGUGCCCGGAUGGACCGCCAGCGGAAAGUUUAUCCUGCAGAGUGCUGUUAUAUUUGACCUAGUUGAUAAUGACAGUUCCGGAACCUGCCAGUCGUCCGGUCGUCUUCGUGUAUUUUAUGCUCAUCCGACUCGUUCAUCCGAUGUCCCAUGCCCUCUCCUACUCGAGCAUGGGGCAUGCUACCGGGGUAUACGCUGCAAUUAUUCGCACGGGACAGUUGUGGACGUUGAUGAAAUCCACGAUUGGAGGGAACCUGAUGCCGAAGGUUUUCUUCGGGAAGGUCAGCCGUGCCUUGUGAAAGACGCUCAAUCCGCACAUGGUCUAUGGCGCCAUGCGCGCAUCCUGCACACAGAUUUGGAGUCGCAAUGUUGCGUCAUUCGUUGGGGAAUUAAAUCCCCGAGCCUCGAACCUAGCUCAAACAUUCCCAAAGAUUACGGUAAUCUAGAAAAUUCUGUAACCUCUGUCCCCAUGGAUUUGGUGCAUUUGUUGGACAUUGACGAACUUGACGUGGAGGAUCAGGCACCUACUACCCCCAGUGAAUAUACGUAUGAUGAUGCCGAAUCGGACGAAUCGGAGGAGUUUGAGUGGCCCUCUGUUGAUGAUCGAAGCCAACACAUCUCGAUUUCAUGCCAACCAUCCUCGUCUGAAUCUCGUCGGAACGCCGAUACUAAUGGCGCGACCUCCAUCCGACAAGCCAAGGUGCCAUUUGUAUUCGGUGGUGUGUUGUCCGCGGAUCAAAUUCUGGAACCAAUCCCAGUCAAUGAUCCCGUAACGGAGGCCGAUUUAGGUCCUGACUCCAAUAUUGCUGCGUGGGAAGCUCACACUCGCGGUAUUGGUUCGCAAAUACUGAGAAGGCUGGGCUAUGACCAUACGCAAGGAUUGGGGAAGGAUGGACAAGGACGCAUAAUCCCGGUGGCUCUUUUAUUAGAGAAAUUCCAGAUUCGUCCUAGAAAAUGGAAUCAUCGGCCUACUCUUGACAGCGUGGUUGGUAACCCACGCAAAUCCGUUCGCCAAAGAUCAGGUGAACUGCAACAGUCACGUCCCACUUCAGCUGAUGUUUACACAGGUGGAAGUGUGUUCAAACUUUUAAACUCUGUUAUGCAUCGCCCUGACGAUAAGGAUCAUGGGAACACAUCCACCCCGAGUCCGUCUCAAUUCUGUCCCAUCUCCAAAACUGAAAAUCCCAACAUUGAACAUUUCAAAGUACAAGAGAAAAUCAGUUCCAUUCUGAAGCAGAUUCACCACAUACAACAGUCUAUUGCACGUAACGACGGUCGCGAUCGUUUCGUGGUGGCACAAAUGCAGCAUCGCUUGGGAACGUUGAAAUCAGAGCUCGGCACCCUUCGCGAGUCGGAGCGUACACUCAGCGCUUUCAAGCAAAGACGUCUCGAUGAUAAGAAAAUGUUCACAUUCUGAUCCGUCAUUGUCUUUCGUUCACUUGAAUGUGGACACCUCCAACUCGCCCUGAACCCCCCUUCCUGUGUUACAUUCUCUUUUCCCCAUGUACAAUGAUUUGCAGUUUGGGAAAUGUAAAUAUAUGCCCUAUACGUGACGUCACUGUAAACGAUGUGAGCAUGAACUUAUCGCAUGGUGCUUCCGUCUGAAUACACUUUUAGUGAAUAUUGACA
Messenger RNA from Dicrocoelium dendriticum, 2374 nucleotides. Lineage: Eukaryota; Metazoa; Platyhelminthes; Trematoda; Plagiorchiida; Dicrocoeliidae. The record is from the annotation of a GenBank genome assembly.